This is a messenger RNA of Trichophyton benhamiae CBS 112371, 561 nucleotides long. RefSeq lists its product as uncharacterized. Bases 1 to 561 code for a protein of 186 amino acids. The transcript has 4 exons. NCBI's taxonomy places the organism in Eukaryota, Fungi, Ascomycota, Eurotiomycetes, Onygenales, Arthrodermataceae. The record is from RefSeq and is a predicted model, not a curated record.
AUGGCGUUGGCGUUGUUGAUGUGCGAUGGCGAAGCUGACGUAGACAAAAGAGCGGCAGGCGGACAGCCACCAGACUCAGUAUUAUUAUUAUUAUUCCGUGGCAGAGAUCGUGAUAUUGACGACGUUGGCGAUGUUGGCGAUGUUGGCGAUGUUGAUAGCAACCAGACCAGCCUCGAUAGAUACAGCAAAAAGGACAGAAGAGACAGCGAGAAAAAGACACUACUGAGGAAUCAAAAGAGACAAGACGCAAGAGAAAGACUCAAGACAGAUCCACCGCGGGUUCCUGAAACCCUUCGUCAACCUGUCUUACUCCCAUCCCAUUCCCAUCGCGUCAAAUCAAGCCAGGCCGCCUCCAAGGCAGGCCUUGUCCUGCUGGCUGCUGCUGGUCCUCCUGCUGGUCCUCCUGCUGGUGCUGCUGCUCUCUUCGCUGCUGGCCUGCUUGCCUUGCCUCUCUGCCCGCCCGCCCGCCGAUCGCCCAUCGCCCAGCCAGCCAACCGUCCGCCCCCUUUUAAUCAAAAGGAAAAGGAAAAGGCAAAAAAAAAAAAAAAAAAAAAGAACUAG